CUGCUGCAACCCAAUUCACACCCUAAAAGUUCGACUGACAGCACGCGACUUGGCGAUAGUUAGCUGCUCAAUUGAUCCUUCCAGCCAUUCAUACCCCAUCAUGCAAGUUCUCCUCCUGGGUGGUCACGGUAAAGUGGCCCUUCAUUUGACCCCGCUUCUCCUCGCCCGCUCCUGGAACGUCACCAGCGUUAUCCGCAAUCCAGAACACGAGAGCGAGAUCCUUGCCCUUGGUAAAGGCUCCAGAGGCAAGCUCAACGUCCUCCUCUCCAGCUUGGACGAUGUGAAAAGCGAGGGGGAUGCUAAGAAAGUCCUUGAUGCCGUCGACCCGGACUACGUAGUUUGGUCUGCAGGCGCCGGCGGCAAAGGCGGUCCUGCUCGCACCCAUGCUAUCGACGAAAUCGCCGCCAAACACUUCCUCUCGGCCUCCUUCUCCCGUCCCCGAGUGACCAAAUUCCUCCUUGUAUCCUGGAUCGGCAGCCGACGCAACCAGCCUACCUGGCUCUCGAACGACGACUGGUCCGCCCUCCAGAACGUGUUCACCAAUGUCCUCCCCGCCUACGCCAAAGCCAAGCUCGAAGCUGACGAGUACAUGACCGCGCUGGCCGCACAACGCAAAAGGCUUGUUGCCGAGGGAGCCGCGCAGCCCCUGCAGGCGAUCAAUCUACGACCUGGAACGUUGACCGAUACCCCCGCGACGCGCAAGGUCGAUCUUGGUAAGACGAGGAAAGGCGUGGACAAGGUCACCCGGGAGGACGUGGCAAUCGUGGCGGAUCUGCUAUUGGCGCGGGACGACACAGAUGGCUGGUAUGACCUUCUGAAUGGGGACGAGGAUGUACAAGACGCCGUGGAAAGAGUGGUGAGGGAGAAGGUUGACGCGCUAGAAGGUGAGGAUGUAGAGGCUAUGGUGAAGAGGUUUGGCCUGUAAUUGUGCUCGCCUCGCUUUGCCAGUCGUCGAUAUUCCGAAGGUACGCGUUAGGCAGAGUUAAACAAUGAAGUUGAACUCUUUCCUCCCGAUGAAAACUUGGGAAAUGAACAAUCAUGGAUGCAAUACCUACAAAGAUAUACCCAGGACAUGGGACAUUCGGCACAUCAUGAAUUAUCUAAGAAAUGUGUAAAUAUCAACG
Molecule: messenger RNA, 1124 nt
Organism: Aspergillus saccharolyticus JOP 1030-1
Lineage: Eukaryota; Fungi; Ascomycota; Eurotiomycetes; Eurotiales; Aspergillaceae
Exons: 2
Coding region: 101-925 (274 amino acids)
Source: RefSeq, a predicted model, not a curated record